Metarhizium album ARSEF 1941 is the source of this 687-nucleotide messenger RNA. Its product is annotated as ThiJ/PfpI family protein. The record is from RefSeq and is a predicted model, not a curated record. Gene Ontology annotation, molecular function: glyoxalase III activity. Bases 1 to 687 code for a protein of 228 amino acids. The transcript is spliced from 2 exons. Lineage: Eukaryota; Fungi; Ascomycota; Sordariomycetes; Hypocreales; Clavicipitaceae.
AUGGGCAAGAAGAUUCUCGUCGUCCUCACCAGUGCUGACAGGAUUGUCAAGCUAGACAAGCCCACGGGCUGGUACCUCCCGGAGCUCGCUCACCCGUACGACGUUUUGGCCCCCAAGGCCGAGAUCGUCGUGGCCUCUCCAAAGGGAGGCGUCGCCCCCCUCGACCCCGGCUCGAUUGAGCCGUUCAAGAACGACAAGUCGUCCGUCGACUUUCUCGACAACCACAGGUCCGUCUGGGAAAAGACGACGCCCCUCAAGGAGUUUGUCGGUCGCUCGGGCGAGUUCGACGCGCUCUUCUACCCGGGCGGCCACGGCCCCAUGUUCGACCUCGUCACGGACCAAGACUCGAUCAAGCUGAUUGAGGAGUUCUACGGCGCCGGCAAGCCCAUUGCCGCCGUGUGCCACGGGCCCAUUGUCUUCCGGGACGCCAGGGCCAAGACGGGCGAGCCACUCCUCAAGGGCAAGAACGUCACGGGCUUCACCAACGCCGAGGAGGACCAGGUCCAGCUCAGCGCCGCCAUGCCGUUUCUGCUCGAGGACGAGCUGAAGAGGGUGGGCGCCAACUUUCACGCCGCCGACCAGCCCUGGGGGGAGAAGGUUGUCGUUGACGGCUUGAUCAUUUCCGGCCAGAACCCUGCUUCGGCGGCGGGCGUCGGCAAGGCCAUUGCCGAGGCCAUUGGGGCUUGA